AUUGUGUGUGUGGAUGGUAGUAGCACCGGCACACACUCCUAAACACACACUCAGCAGAUAGUGCGUGAGUCUGUGUGUGCGCUUGAAGCAGCCAGCCAGACCCCGCGCGCGUGUGUGUGUGUGUGUGAGCCAUGUUGGAUGUGAAUGAAGGUGAGGGGAGAUGCUGCCGCUGCUGCCGUAACGCCCAGAAGAGCUCCAGCUUCAAGGACCACAGCGGGUAGAUGCCAACUCUCCAGGCCGGCGGAGAGACGGGGGAGCCUGGGGGAAGGUGUCGGGCGGUGCCGGCGGUCCUGGAACUGGUCACCUAGCCGGAAUCGAGAGGGGGAAAGAGAAGUAACGGGGUGAAAGAGACGGAGAGAGAAAGGCAGAGGGGAGAGACGGCGAAAGGAAGAGACUAAAUGGCUGCACCGCCACCGGGCUUCCCCCCGCUCCUGCUCUUUCCUCUGGUGGUCCACCUGCUUCUCCUCGGCCCAUUGUUCGCUAUCACCCCGCGGACUGUGACCAAAGGAGGGGGUUUCUAUGGACGGAGCUGCGGAGACGCCGGUAAAGUGAGUCAACAGUGCGGGGAAGCCGGGGGGUCUCGCUGGAUUGUACGCCCAGUCAGGUGGAGAGGAGCGCGGACUGAUGGAGCCAGAUGGACGCGGGAAGGAGCCGGGACACUUUUGGGACGUGUAAACAGCGCGCCGGUGUCAACUCCUCUAUUCCCAGGUAGCAGCCCCGGAGCAGAAAGGGAUGUGAUGACGAGGAGGAAGGGCGUUGUUUCGCCACCGAAAGUGCACGCAUCCUCCGCUUGCGCGCCGGUUCUUGUUGGCAAAAAGCGUGCGGUACAAAGGACUAGAGAGCGUCGGCAGCGAUGGCCGGCGGCGGGGCCACACCUCAACAAACGUGGCGCCUUUGUGCGUGCAUCCGGAGGGCUACCCGGAAGUAGAGGUGAGGAGGUGCGCGAGAGGGCUUGUGAGGUGAGGAGGCUGGGAACCAUGAGGGCAGCAUCCAAGACACAUGCCCUCUCCAUGGGCUGCCACCCUUCACCUGGCGCCUGCCCAGCAUCCUCCUCUUGUUGCAUCCAUCAUCCCCUCUGCGACAACCAAGCUGCAACUCGCCCUUCAUCCAGCCGAACACAUGCACACCAUGUGGACUACAUUUCAACAGGCUCAACUGGUGACCACGCCGGCGCUUUCAGAAGCAAGGUUUGGGAUGAAGAUGCUGGUGAUGGAAGCUUGUCCUGUGAGGUCAGGGGGGCUGGUAAUUACUCUCAUUUGGGCCGGCACAAUGUUAUCGAUCCGAGCAGAGACAGAAAUGAGGGUGAGGACAGCUCAGGGUGCGCUGGUGGGACACUGAGGGGGUCAAAUGAGGGAGAUAAGGAAGAGGAGGGGGAGGGACAGGGUAAUAACACACCGGCAGAUGUUCACUCCAGAACUGGGGUCCAUCCUCAACAGGAGUCAGACAGUUAUUGGAAGGAGCAAGGAUAUGUUGUAACUGAGGUUAAUCCGUGCUACAAAAGCCCUCAUUUAUCUAAUUGUUCGGAUAAUUAUUUGUGUCACCCUCUGACGCGCGCCUCUGGUAGUGAGAUCCAACAGGAGGAGUCAGCUGGAACAAGCUUGGAGGAGAACAGGGUGGUUCCCAGUGGCUGUGCUGAUGGAGUAGAAAUGGGGGCUGCUUAUUUAUCAGAGUUUAUGGCUCCUCAGGGAGGUGUAACUCAAAGGAAUCUCCACAACCAAUCCACAAUUCUCGACUUCCCUCACGCUAACUCGGAACGUGUCUCAGUGAAACAAGUUUAUGAAAUUAGAUCAAAGAUUUUAACGCUGAAUAAUUCUGCGAAACAAUGGUAUUCAGCUGAGGAAAGUCUCGCCAGUCAUACUUCAUUAUAUCCUCUAAGACAUACUUCGCACAGUUCAACGCUAAAGAAAACAUUCUCACGUGAAUCAGACUUUUCCCCUUUUAACUCUGUUCUUUCUGCCAAGUUAACCGUCACCACAAAUGCCCUUGUUUUCACUCAGUCUUAUGAUCCCGCAGCUCAACUUUCAUCAUCACAGGUUGAGACUGAAAAGAGAGUAGGACACAAAGCUCUUUUCGGGACUCAGCCUUUAUUUUUAUGGGGUAAAUUUAACACGAAUAAUAACAACAACAAUGCCGGUGAUAUCAAUAGUGAGAUGAAUGACAAAAGGGAUGAUUCAGUGAAAUCGUCCCCGCUCACAAGACAAGACUUGUGGGAGAGAGAAAAUUUGGACCAUCUAGGCUGCGAUGGGAGAUUUCCUACUGACUGUUCACCCUCUGAGCUGGGGGACCAUAUGCAAUUAAAAUCUGGUAAGCAAGUGCCAUUAGAGCUCGGUGGUGUUAGACAGGCAGAGAGUCGGCAGAUGGGGGCCAUUGGAGGAAGGGAGGGAGACGGCUUGGAGGGCUCUGCUGCUGUUGAGGGAGGAAAAUUACAGGUGGGGGAGGGCAUGAGAGAGGAGCGGUUGAUGGGAGGGAGAGGACCACGGGGAGAAGAAGAGGAGGAGGUAAUAACAAAGCCAAACCAAGCAGUGGUGAGAAAAGCAGAGGGAGGGAAGGGUCAGGUUUGGGGCAGUAUCAGUCCCACCAUCACACAACCAGGUAGCGAGAGAUGGAGGAGAGAGACCCAGGCAGAUGAAAGCUACCAGCUCGGGAAGGGGGGAGAUGUGGAGGUAGAAGGGAAUGCAAAGGAGAGCCAUAGUUCAAGAGGAGGGAGAAGCCUGGAGCGACUGAUAGUAGUAGCAGAUGAUACAAUCUCAGAGGGAGACCGGGAGAAGAGGGUUUUAAUGCCAUGGCCUCGCUCUCGGCGGGCUGCAAACAGACAUCCACACUUCUCCCAAUACAACUUCCAAGUCCAAGUUGCUGAAAACCAGCCUCCAGGCACCUCUGUUAUCAUCAUGUCUGCCUCAGACCCAGAUGUCGGAGAGUCAAGCAAACUCAGCUACACCAUGGCGCCGCUCAUGAACAGUCGAUCAUCGGACUAUUUCCACAUCCACCCAGAAACCGGCCUCAUCACCACCACGCAGAUUUUAGACAGAGAGCAUAUGGAUCUGCAUUAUUUUAGAGUCACAGCAACAGAUCAUGGUUCCCCCCGCCUCUCAGGGACAACGAUGGUGGCGAUCACGGUCUCAGACCGCAACGACCAUUCUCCGAUAUUUGAGCAGAACGAGUACAGGGAGACCAUCAGAGAGAACGUGGAGGAAGGAUAUCCAAUUUUACAGCUAAGGGCGACAGAUCUAGACUCUCCAUCCAACGCCAAUAUCCGAUACCGUUUUAUUGGAGACACAGCUGUACUGGCUAAAACGGCAUUUGAGAUUGACCCAAGAUCUGGCCUAAUUACAACCCGUGGGGCAGUGGACCGAGAAACAAAUGAGCAAUAUACGCUUCAGGUGGAGGCCAGUGACCAGGGGAAGGAACCCGGCCCACGCUCCGCCACUGUGAAAGUGUACAUCACGGUCCUGGAUGAAAAUGACAACGUGCCCCAGUUCAGCGAGAAGCGCUAUGUGGUGGCAGUGAAAGAAGAUGUCAGACCCCACUCUGAAAUCCUCCGUGUAAGUGCCACUGACCAGGAUAAGGACAGCAAUGCUGCGGUUCAUUACAACAUCAUAAGUGGAAACAGCCGUGGACAGUUCUCGAUUGACAGCGUCACUGGUGAGAUCCAGGUGGUGGCCCCUUUGGAUUAUGAGGCUGAACGGGAGUACACACUUCGUGUUCGAGCACAGGACAAUGGCCGCCCACCACUGUCCAACAACACCGGCAUUGUUAGCGUUCAAGUGACCGACGUCAACGACAACCCGCCGAUUUUUGUCUCCACCCCUUUCCAAGCGUCGGUGCUAGAAAGCGCUCCAGUGGGGAGUUCGAUCCUCCACAUCCAAGCCAUUGAUACGGAUUCUGGUGACAAUGCCAGGCUGGAGUAUAGAUUAACUGGCACCAGCAGCGACACACCGUUCCUUAUCAACGCUGCGACCGGCUGGGUCACCGUCAAAUCCCUUCUUGACAGAGAAUCAGUGGAACAUUAUUUCUUCGGCGUGGAAGCAAGAGAUUACGGGGCCCCACCUCUUUCUGCUACAGCUAGUGUCACAAUAACGGUCAUGGAUGUUAACGAUAAUCGCCCUGAAUUUCUCCAAAAGGAGUACUACGCUCGGCUGAAUGAGGAUGCGGCUGUGGGCACAAGUGUGGUAACCGUCACGGCUGUGGACCGUGAUGUCAACAGUGCUGUUACCUACCAGAUCACCGGAGGAAACACCAGGAACCGCUUUGCCAUCAGCACAGCAGGAGGCGCCGGACUUCUCUCCCUAGCUCUCCCUCUGGACUACAAACAGGAGCGGCGCUAUGUUCUAACAGUAACAGCUUCAGACCGCACUCUCCAUGAUACCUGUCAGGUGCACAUCAACAUAACGGAUGCCAACACUCACCGCCCUGUGUUCCAGAGCGCUCACUACUCGGUCAGUGUCAAUGAAGACCGGCCUCCUGGAAGCACCGUAGUUGUUAUAAGUGCCACAGAUGAUGACGUUGGAGAAAAUGCUCGGAUUACUUACUUCCUGGAAGACAACAUCCCACAGUUCCGUAUCGACCCUGCGACAGGUGCUAUAACACUUCAGGCUGAGCUCGACUAUGAGGAUCAGAUGACAUACACUUUAGCUAUAACAGCCAAGGACAACGGCAUUCCACAGAAAUCCGACACCACGUAUGUGGAGGUGAAUGUCAAUGAUGUGAAUGACAACGCUCCUCAGUUUCUCAGUCCAAGAUACCAAGGAACGGUGACGGAAGACGCACCGCCUUUCACCAGCGUACUCCAAAUCUCAGCCACUGACAGAGACGCACAUGCUAACGGCCGUGUCCAGUACACCUUCCAAAAUGGUGAGGAUGGAGAUGGAGACUUUACAAUUGAGCCGACCUCUGGUAUUGUGCGAACAGUUCGCCGCUUAGACCGGGAGAGUGUUCCAUUCUACGAGCUAACUGCCUACGCUGUAGAUCGCGGCGUGCCCCCCCAGCGAACCCCUGUUCAUAUCCAGGUCACUGUCCUUGACGUCAAUGACAAUGCUCCUGUUUUUCCUGCCGACGACUUUGAGGUUAUGGUGAAGGAAAACAGUGCGGUGGGAUCUGUGGUGGCUCAGAUUACAGCCACUGACCCGGAUGAAGGUCCAAACGCUCAAAUCAUGUACCAAAUUGUUGAGGGCAACAUCCCUGAGAUCUUCCAAAUGGACAUAUUCUCAGGAGAGCUGACUUCCUUGAUCGAUCUGGACUAUGAGGCCCGGAAUGAGUACGUCAUUGUGGUUCAGGCAACGUCAGCACCGCUUGUCAGUCGGGCGACCGUACGGAUCAGACUGGUGGACCAAAAUGACAACGAGCCCACUCUGCAGCACUUCCAAAUCAUCUUCAACAACUUCGUCUCCAAUCGGUCCAACAGCUUCCCCACUGGGGUUAUUGGGAGGGUCCCCGCUUACGACCCGGAUGUUUCCGACAGGCUGUACUAUACAAUCGACCGGGGGAAUGAGCUUCACUUGCUGCUGCUGAAUCACACAAGUGGGGAGAUCCGUCUGAGCCGGAAACUGGAUAAUAACCGACCGCUGGUUGCCCCCAUGCAGAUCACAGUCACAGAUGGGGCUCACAGCAUUACGGCCCAGUGUGUCCUCCGUGUCCUCAUCAUCACCGAAGACAUGCUGGGAAGCAGCGUGACUGUUCGCCUUCAGAACAUGUCCCAGGAGCACUUCCUGUCACCGCUGUUGAGUCACUUUCUUGAAGGCGUGUCAACGGUCCUCUCUGUUCCCGUCGAAUACGUUUUCAUCUUCAACAUCCAGCCGGACCUGGACGCCGCACCGGGAGGGAUCCUGAAUGUGAGCUUUUCUGCAGCCUUGCCAGGCGGACAGUUCUUUCCCUCUGAGGCUCUGGAGGAGCAACUCUACCUGAACCGACUGCAACUGACCUCACUCACGCAAAUGGAGGUCCUACCAUUCGAUGACAACGUGUGUCUCCGCGAGCCCUGCCAAAACUACAUGAAGUGCAUCUCUGUUCUGCGCUUCAAUAGCUCCGCCCCCUUCAUCUCCUCACCUUCAAUUCUGUUUCGUCCGAUACACCCGAUUGCCGGCCUCCGCUGCCGCUGCCCCGUGGGCUUCACUGGAGACUACUGCGAGACGGAGAUCAACUUGUGCUACUCCAACCCCUGUCUCAAUGGGGGGGUGUGUGCCCGCAGAGAGGGAGGGUACACUUGCAUCUGCAGAGAAGAUUACACAGGUGACCGAUGUGAGUUCGACCGACGGCAGGGCAAGUGUGUUCCGGGCGUGUGUCGCAACGGAGGAACCUGCAGGGAACUUUCUGGUGGAGGGUUCCGCUGCGAGUGCCCCCCCGGAGGUUAUGAAAGACCUUACUGCACUGUCACCGCCAGAUCCUUCCCACCCAAGUCCUUUGUCAUGUUCCGGGGCCUGCGACAACGAUUCCACCUAUCCAUCUCACUUAGUUUUGCGACUCUUGAGAGCAGCGGGCUCCUCUUCUACAACGGGCGUUUCAACGAGAAGCAUGACUUCAUCGCUUUAGAGAUAAAAGAGCAGCAAGUGGUUUUGAAAUAUUCCACAGGUGAAUCAUCCACCCAGGUGACGCCCUACCUGCCUGGUGGGGUGAGUGAUGGCAACUGGCACACAGUUCACAUCCACUACUACAACAAGCCUGCCACACGCUAUCCGAGGCGCAGCAUGAGCGGCGAGGCUCAGGGUCCCUCGGAUGAGAAGAUUGCUGUGGUGAGCGUGGACGACUGUGACACAGCAUUGUCGCUUCGCUUCGGUACGCAGCUCGGCAAUUACAGUUGUGCCGCCCAGGGCAAACAGACCAGCAGCAAGAAGUCUCUGGAUCUAACAGGACCACUGUUCUUGGGCGGGGUGCCAAACGUACCAGACAACUUUCCCUUUGACAGUCGGGAGUUUAUCGGUUGCAUGAAGGAGCUUCACAUCGACAGUAAACCGUUGGACCUGGCUGGGUUUAUUGCCAACAACGGAACAAUAACUGGAUGUAGUGCAAAACUGUCCUUUUGCAAGUCCAACCCUUGUCAGAAUGGAGGGACCUGUAGAGUGAGCUGGGAGACGUACUCCUGUGACUGCCCCGUGGGGUACGGUGGCAAGGACUGCGGACACGUGAUGCCACACCCACAUCGCUUCACGGGGAACAGUGUGCUGUGGUGGGACCUCAAGAAUGACGUGACCAUCUCCACACCCUGGUAUUUGGGCCUAGUGUUCCGGACCAGAGCCCGGGAGGGAACCCUCCUUCAUGCUCAGGCGUCCCAGUACAAAAAUCUACUGUUUCAAGUGAUAAAUGGCCAGCUGGUGUUCUCUGUGACCGGAGGGUCAAUGCGGCCGGUACGUCUCAGGCUGGACCAGGUUCAGGUAGCUGACGGUCGCUGGCAUGACCUGCAGCUGGAGCUGAGAGACGUCCGCAGUGGUCGGGAGACACGAUACGUUGCCACGCUGCGACUGGACUUUGGACUCUACCAGGGAACGGUGAUCGUGGAAAAUGAGAUUCAUGGUUUGAAGGUGAAACAUCUGCACGUGGGAGGAGUGCUGGGCUCUGGAGAGGUUCAGAAUGGGAUAAAGGGGUGCAUCCAGGGUGUCCGCCUGGGUGUCCGGCCAGACGCUCCUCCUCUUCCCCGCCCUUCAAGAACUGUGAAGGUGGAAACGGGCUGCAAUGUGGGGAACCCGUGCGUCUCGUCACCGUGUCCCGCUCAUAGCCAGUGCGCCGACCAGUGGGAACGUCACACCUGCAUCUGUGAACCGGGUUACUAUGGAAAAGGCUGCACGGAUGCUUGUCAUCUAAAUCCCUGCGAGAAUGAGGCUAAGUGCCACAGGAAGCCAAGCUCAUCCCAUGGAUACAUCUGUGACUGCGGUGACAACAACUAUGGGCAGUACUGCCAACACAGGAUUGACCACCAGUGUCCCAGAGGCUGGUGGGGCUCUCCUACAUGCGGGCCGUGCCACUGUGACAUCAGCAAAGGCUUCGACCCAGACUGCAACAAGACAAGUGGACAGUGUUACUGCAAGGAGUUCCACUACCAUCCCAGAGGCUCAGACAGCUGCUUGCCAUGUGACUGCUACCCAGUGGGUUCCUUCUCGCGCUCUUGUGACUCGGAGACGGGCCAGUGCCAGUGCAGACCCGGUGUCAUCGGUCGACAGUGCAACAUGUGCGACAACCCGUUUGCUGAAGUCACAAAUUCGGGCUGUGAAGUCAUUUAUGAUGGAUGCCCAAAAACCGUCACUCAGGGGAUCUGGUGGCCUCGGACCAAAUUUAACUUGCCUGCAGCUGUGCCCUGCCCCAAAGGCUCUGUUGGGGCAGCUAUCAGACACUGCGAUGUUGAACGAGGCUGGCUGGAGCCAGACCUGUACAACUGCACCUCUCCUCCUUUUGUGGAGCUCAACUCUGCGCUGGAGUCUCUUGAGCGGAAUGAAACUGAGCUGAACACCAUCAUGGAGAAAAAGCUUGCUCACCAGCUCCGGGACGUCACCGAAUCAACCACACGUCUCUAUGGCAACGACCUGCAGAUAGCAGAGCGACUGCUGUCCCGACUUCUGACCUUUGAAACGCAACAGAGUGGCUUCGGGCUCACGGCCACUCAGGAUGCUCACUUUAAUGAGAACAUUCUGCGGGGCUGCAGCGUGCUGUUGGGUCCAGGCACAGCCGGACUCUGGCGGGCUCUAGCUCAGAGUCAGAACCACAUCCCGGGUGGUCCGGCUGAACUGGCGGACCUGCUGGAGCAGUACACCCAGAACUUGGCGCAGAACAUGAAGCUCACCUACCUAAACCCAGUGGCACUCGUGGCCCCCAACAUUGUAAUGAAUCUGGAUCGCGUGGAAAACCACACUCAUGUGCGUCGACGCUUCCCACGUUACCAUACAACACUCUUCCGAGGACAGACCGCGUGGGAUCCAAACACCCAUGUGAUCAUGCCACCAGCUGCCCUGGUGCCUCAAAGACAGCAGCAGCACAACUGGAAGGAGAAAGAGCGAAUAGAGAAAGAAUUGUCGGUUCUUCAGAACGUGGCCUCCGCUCCCGUCAGUAUCACAGCCAAUCAGACCAGAGAAUAUACUGCAGCUCGGCGAACUGUUGCAAUGCCUGAACAGCCUUUCACCAUAGUCAUCCUGCUGAUCUAUCGCAGCCUGGGUGGCGCUCUUCCACCAAAGUACCACACAGAUCGACGAGGAGUGAGACUUCCCAGGCAUCCAGUCAUGAACUCCCCAGUGGUCAGCAUCUCCGUCUACAACAACCAGACGUUUGUGGGCGGACACUUGGACCAGCCGAUCCUGCUGGAGUUCAAACUCCUGGAGACAGCCAACCGCAGCAAACCCCUCUGUGUGCAGUGGAACCACAGCAGCCAGUCUGAGAUGGGAGGUUGUUGGACGGUGCGGGACUGCAUGGUGGUCUACAGAAACACCUCUCAUGUCCGCUGCCAGUGUCAGAGGCUUGGAACCUUCGGGGUGCUGAUGGACAGUUCCCAGAGAGAGCAGUUGGAGGGAGACCUAGAAACGCUGGCCCUGGUCACCUACUCUUCUCUAGUGGUCUCAAUGCUGGCACUUCUUCUCACCGUCCUGGUGCUGUCGUGUCUUCGAGGCCUCAAGUCCAACACCAGAAGCAUCCACUCCAACACAGCAGCAGCCAUGUUCCUGUCUGAGCUUGUAUACCUGAUUGGUGUGAAUCAAACAGAACAGCAGUUCCUCUGCACUGUCGUCGCCAUCCUCCUGCAUUACUUCUUCAUGUCCACCUUCGCCUGGAUGUUUGUGGAGGGGCUUCACAUUUACCGCAUGCAGACUGAACAGCGCAACAUCAACUUCGGCGCCAUGAGGUUCUACUACGCCAUCGGCUGGGGCGUGCCUGCCAUCAUCACUGGUCUGGCUGUUGGUUUGGACCCAGAAGGUUACGGCAACCCGGAUUUUUGUUGGAUCUCCAUUUACGACAAACUCAUUUGGAGCUUUGCUGGUCCAAUCGCAAUCGUCAUUCUGAUGAAUGGAGGGAUCUUCAUGAUUGUCGCCAAAAUGUCCUGCAAUCCCUCUCAGAAAGAAACCAAGAAGCUGACAGUCAUAGCUACAAUCCGUAAUGCCUUCAUGCUGCUACUCGUGGCUACCUCCACCUGGCUGUGCGGUCUGAUGGCAGUAAACAACAGCAUCCUAGCAUUCUACUACAUUUUCAAUGUCCUUUGCCUCGUGCAGGGUCUGUCAGUGAUGCUGGUCUUCACUGUGUUCAACUCUGAGGUUCAGGAGGCCUGGAGUGUUUCUUGUCUGGGAAAAAAGAGCCCCGCAGAAGACCCACCAAAACCGCCACAGAAUUCUGCACAGAACCCAUAUCAUAACACAUCCCUUCUAGAGCAGAGUGGACUCCACCGCAUCACCCUGGGAACGUCCACCAUCUCUUCUGUCAGCUCCGCCAGAGAAAAUCUAUUGGCCCGUCAGACUCUGGAUCAAAACCUGGUCCACACUGGAGCAACAGACCUGGAUGUUGCAAUGUUCCAUAGAGAUGGAGGAGAGGAUUCAGACUCUGACUCUGAUCUCUCCAUGGAGGAGGAGCGAAGCCUCUCCAUCCCAUCGUCUGAGAGCGACGACAACGUUCGUCUUCGUGGUCGCAUCCAGCGCCGCUUCAAGCGCUCCAACCACAGCGAGCGUCUUCUCACCGAGCCAACUCAAAACGGCACCAAAGAUUUGGAUGGUAAUGACCUUCUGUCUUACUGGCCAGCUUUGGAGGAGUGUGAGACCCACACUCUCCAGAAGUGGGGCUCAGAGCGCCCCCUGGGUGCAGAUUACAGCAAGGACGCGGCCAACAACAACCAGCCAGAUGCUGCGCUGACCAGCGGGGACGAAAGCGGCUUAACGCAGACGCAAAGACACCGCAAGGGAAUCCUAAAGAACCGGCUCGGGUGCCCGCCGGCCAUUCAGGGUUUUUCAACAGUUGGCCGCGUGCCCAGCGAGCUUAACUGGUACCGAACCUCCACUCUGGGACAUCGGGGAGUUCCUGCUGCCUCGUACGGCCGCAUGUAUUCGGCCACGGCUGGUGCUGGUGGAGGUUCCGGUUCUCUUUCCCAACCGGGCUCCCGUUACUCCUCCAGGGAGCACUUGGACUCGCUUGCCCGGCGACAGCUAUCCAGGGAUCCUCUAGGGAGGCAAACAGUAGGGGGGUCAAGGGACCGACUGGACUCUCGGGGUUCGAGGGACAACCUGGACCUUCUACCCAGGAGGAGGGAGCUGGGACAGGGGGCAGGACUUGCUGGUCUACUGGACCACCAGCGGGUCUCUUCAUCCAGGGAGAACUUGUCAGCGUCCAGAGACAGACUGGACAACCACCACACGGGGACUAUCCACGCCUCCCGAGAGGACUUGAGUGGAAAUGGGGGUGCAGUGGGCGGAGGGAUGGAGGGGUACCUCAGUGGAUCCCGAUCACAGCUGAACAGUCUCACCCGCAGACAAGCAUCAUCCAGGGAGCACCUAGGGGGCGCUCUAAUGAGCAGCAGGUCCAGAGAGCAGCUGGAGACCAACGGAGUUGGAGCUCAGCCUUGCCGGGAGUGGCUGCGCUCGCUCCCCCCUCGGCAGCCCGCACACCCGGACCAGCCGCCCCCCUCCUCGCCGCCUCCCCCCAUCUCCGAGGAGCAGGAGCAGCACUCCUCAUCAGCUCAUGCCAGAGGACGGGUGGAGACCACACCUCCAUAGCUCACAAAUGUGAUGGCUGGUCGUGAUGGACCUUCAAACUCCGGACAGGUCAUUUGAUCACAAGUGCUCUGUCAGCUUUGGACUGGGAGGGAGAGGCGCUUGGAGGUCCUGUAUAGAUUUAGUUUUUCUAUCUCAUAUCAGCUCCGACAUUCGCAGACGGACGAGGAGUCGACUACCUAAACUCUGAUCAUCGCUAACUCAGUCACCACAAACUCAUCAUCAUCCACCUCAAAGGAAACAAAAAGUCUGUAAAUAACUUUUUAUACGUUUUGUAACUUUUUCAAUGGCGAUGAAGAAAUUGUGAGUCUAUUUCUUUGAGUUUUUUUCAAACAAUGGUGUCUCCGUGUGACUGUGCGUGAGGCCGGUGCAUUUAGAAAAUACAUUUUCUGCUACAGUUUGACUUCACAGCAUCACGAGAACGGUUGCAGAGACGGUGUCCAAUGAGAUUAUGGUUCAAGGCUAGAAUAACAAGAUUGUAAAGGAAGCUACAAGGAACGAGAUGAUUGUGAACGGUCGGGUGUGUGAAGACUGUGAUGUUUCGUGACGCCAGUUUCUCUGUUGAUGAAUGUGACGUGUCAUCUCUCUGUGUGUCUCCAACCUGCUGCUGUCUGAAGCUGCUUCUACAAUCGUGUCACUGUGGCUCGUCUCUAAGUGUCCAGAAACAUCCUGCAGGUACCUUCACGCUGAUGCACUUCAACUCAAGCUGCCUCAAGAGACGCCACAGAAAACCUCUCCAGCAGCAGCAGCCGGGACUUUCAAGGAAAUCUUUUGUGCUCAAGCCAAAGUGUCAAGUACCAGACAUGUUUUAUUGUACUGUCAGUUCUUUCACCAGAUGAGAUUCUACAUUGUCGCAGCACAAGACGUUCACGAGUGUUCAUAGCGUUGUUCCUCAAGCUGCACUGAAAUAAUUUCCCACCAAGCUCUCAAGACCACCUAUUUAACUUCAGACUUAACAGCAGUUUGUGCCUCUAGAUCACUGAAAUGAUUCACCAGAAAUUUUAACAAGAUUAACAAUGAAUGAGUAAGUUUUUGCCUCUCAUUCUGAACUUGGCUUUUGGAAGGGUUUUAUGAUAUUAGUAAUGUAAAUGCAAAAAGCUUCAGGGGUGUUUCCCAGGACACAGACAGAGGGUGAAUAGAAAAAAGGUUAUUAAAAAUGAAGAGCAGCAGAAGAGGACAUUUAAAUGUCGAAAUGUCCAACGCGUUUAUAUCACAUGACACGUCGUAUCCAAACGUGAAUUAAUUUCUUUACUUUUAUCCUGCAGCUUUGUAAUAUUUACAUUGAAAGUGUACAGACAUUAUUUAUUUUUUGAUAAUUAAUUUAUUAUUUAUUUAAGUUACCAUUGUUGUAUUAUACAUUGUAAAAAAAGAGUGUUUCAUUUUUAUUUAUUUAUUUAUUGAUUUAUACUUUUUUAUGGUCACAACAGAUUCACAGAUGAGAGAGAGAGGGAUGAAGUUUCACUGAUAAAAAUAAAUUUUAAUUGACUUCAGCCAACAUAUUUGAUGUGAACCAGCUAAAUGUUGACCUAUGUGAUGUUGACUGACAGGACAGGAAGUCAGGUGGAGGAUUUGUGUGUUCUAUUUUCAACAGCUACUCCCCUGUUGCCAUGGAAACUUGAGAAGUGUUGGAAUUUAAAAUAAAAAAGACUUAAUGCUGCAAGUUUUGUCUGUUGUUUGUGAUUCCGAGGCAGUGGCUGAUAAAUAUUGAUGAGACGAGACAUGCGGGGAAA
Synchiropus splendidus (mandarinfish) is the source of this 13390-nucleotide messenger RNA. It is a transcript of the gene celsr3, whose product is annotated as cadherin, EGF LAG seven-pass G-type receptor 3. The record is from RefSeq and is a predicted model, not a curated record. Gene Ontology annotation, molecular function: G protein-coupled receptor activity; calcium ion binding. Gene Ontology annotation, biological process: cell surface receptor signaling pathway; homophilic cell-cell adhesion; G protein-coupled receptor signaling pathway. NCBI's taxonomy places the organism in Eukaryota, Metazoa, Chordata, Actinopteri, Syngnathiformes, Callionymidae. The transcript has 37 exons. The coding region runs from base 399 to 11663 and encodes 3754 amino acids. Gene Ontology annotation, cellular component: plasma membrane.